This is a messenger RNA of Tribolium castaneum (red flour beetle), 1182 nucleotides long. RefSeq names its product Zinc/iron regulated transporter-related protein 102B (gene Zip102B). Bases 154 to 1002 code for a protein of 282 amino acids. Gene Ontology annotation, biological process: transmembrane transport; zinc ion transport. Lineage: Eukaryota; Metazoa; Arthropoda; Insecta; Coleoptera; Tenebrionidae. The transcript has 4 exons. The record is from RefSeq and is a predicted model, not a curated record. Gene Ontology annotation, cellular component: membrane. Gene Ontology annotation, molecular function: metal ion transmembrane transporter activity.
AAACGUCAGAUAAGCAAAUUUCUAGGUUAGGAAAGUUUAUUUAGAAAAAAUUGUUUACGUUGAAAGUAAAAUAUUGUGAUACGUAUGCAUUUUAAAACACAAAACAUUAGUUACGUUUUAAAUUUGCAUAACAGUGAGAGGUAGUACAUAAAAAUGGAAGAAACAUUUAUGUUAAUAGCGUUAAUACUGGUUAUGCUAAUAGGAUCAUUCCUUGCUGGUUCAAUUCCACUGUUUUUCAGUUUUUCCGAGGACAAAUUGAAGCGAAUUACGGCCUUUGGGGCCGGUCUUUUGGUCGGAACAGCUCUGGUUGUGAUAAUACCGGAAGGGGUGCGUUCAUUACUCAGCGAACAGCUCAAAGAACCACAGAAAAAUCACGAAAAAGACGUUCUUUCAGUCAUUGGAAUUAGUCUAGUGUUGGGUUUUAUUUUUAUGUUGAUGGUGGAUCAAAUUUCCCAGCGGAAAAAUGAGAAUUUGAAUCCAUCCGAGCGCAAUAUUACUGCCACUAUUGGUCUAGUGGUCCAUGCGGCUGCUGACGGUGUGGCACUGGGGGCUGCCGCCACCACCAGUCAUGCCGACGUCGAAAUAAUCGUUUUUCUGGCGAUUAUGUUGCAUAAAGCGCCCGCAGCUUUCGGUCUAGUCACGUUUUUGCUACACGAAGGCAUUGAUAGGCAAAGAAUUCGCAAACAUUUGUUGGUGUUUUCACUGGCGGCACCAGUUUUGGCCGUUUGUACUUAUUUCGGGAUUGGACAGAAGCAGAAAGAGACGCUGAGUUCGCUUAAUGCAACUGGUAUUGCAAUGUUAUUUUCCGCCGGUACAUUCCUUUACGUCGCUACGGUGCAUGUCUUAGCCGAACUGACGCAAACUUCGCAUCAUUCCUAUUCCAAACUUCAAAGUCUAGAAAGUGGCAAAGCUUCUUCGCAAUCAUUAAAAACACUAGAAUUGAUCUGUUUGGUUGUUGGAUGUUUGACUCCCUUACUUUUGACUGUAGGACAUCAUCAUUGAAACAUGUUUUAUUGUAUUUAUUUAUUCGAAUAAAUGUCAUAAUUUAUAAUUUUAUUAUUUUUGUUCUUACCAGAUAUUAAAUUUAUGUGAUUGCAUAAGCUAUAUUGUCUGGCUUUUUAUUGGAUUACACAUUUGUAUAUUGUCUUAAAAGGUUAAAUAAAAUUAUAAUUUGUUUAUUGA